Molecule: messenger RNA, 1529 nt
Organism: Sarcophilus harrisii (Tasmanian devil)
Lineage: Eukaryota; Metazoa; Chordata; Mammalia; Dasyuromorphia; Dasyuridae
Product: HLA class II histocompatibility antigen, DM beta chain
Exons: 6
Coding region: 234-1022 (262 amino acids)
Biological process (GO): peptide antigen assembly with MHC class II protein complex; immune response; antigen processing and presentation of exogenous peptide antigen via MHC class II
Cellular component (GO): MHC class II protein complex; lysosomal membrane; late endosome membrane
Molecular function (GO): MHC class II protein complex binding
Source: RefSeq, a predicted model, not a curated record
UGAGCGACUGGUUUGGGACACUGACAUUAGCUAAGUAAAAAGGUUGAAGCUUGAGAAGAACCAGCUAGAACGUCAAAAUAUUUACUUGACCUGGUCUGAGAAACCAACUUAUUUGCUUUGGGCAAAUUGGGCAAAAUUUCGGCCACUCAAACUCAGGAUCAUCUAUACAAUACAAGGUAAAUAUAUUAUUCCAAACUCUAAAAAAUCCAUUGCAAAGCUACCUCAAGCAAAGAAUGAAGUUACUGCACCUACUGCUAGUAGGCUUCAGCCUGGGUUUUUCUGGAGCAGGGGCUUUUGUGACCCACGUGGAGAGUGACUGUGUACUGGAUGAGGAUGGAUCAGUAAAGGACUUCACAUAUUGUAUCUCCUUCAACAAGAAUGUGUUGACCUGCUGGGACUCAAAGAUUAAAAAGAUGGUCACUGUUGAUUAUGGUCUAUUGCAGCCAUUUGCUGAAUAUCUUUCUCAAUCCCUUAAUAACAACAGUGCCUUGAUAUACCACCUGAGCAAUGGACUCCAGGAUUGUGCCAGUCACACAAAACCUUUCUGGGGGUCAUUGACCCAAAGAACACGGUCACCGUCAGUGCAAAUAGCCCAGACCACACCAUUCAACACAAGGGAGCAAGUGAUGUUGGCCUGCUAUGUAUGGGGCUUCUAUCCUGCUGAUGUGGCCAUUUCAUGGUUGAAGAAUGGGCAGCCAAUCCCUAACAGUGGCAUUCAGAGAGCUGUACAGUCUAAUGGGGACUGGACUUACCAGACACGAUCUUACUUGGCCCUUACCCCCUCUAGUGGGGAUAUUUAUACUUGCCAUGUAGAGCACAGUGGGAGUUCCCAGGCCAUCUUACAGACCUGGACCUCUGGCCUCUCUCUGAAGCAGACCGUGAAGAUCUCUGUAUCUGUAUUGACUCUGGGACUUGGCCUCAUCUUCUUCUUCCUUGGCCUGGUUUUCUGCCAAAAAGCAGGCUCCUCUGACUACACUCCUCUCUCGGGGUCCAAUUAUCCUGAAGGUAGGAACUUCUCAUAAAGGCUGACACUCCAUAUCCUCUACUCAGUGCUGAGCCUGGGAGCAAGAAGAUUUGAGUUCAAAUGUGGCCUCAGACAUGAGCAGUGGGAGCCUGGGCAAGUCACUUGACUCGCCUGCUUCAAUUUUCUUAUCUAUAAAAUGAGUCUAAUAACAGCACCUACUUCCCAAGGUUGCUGUGAGGCUCAAAUAAGAAUUGUAAAGUGUUUGGCAUAAUGUAAAUAUUAGUUUUUAUUAUUAUCCUUUCCAAUUAAGGAUAGGAACUCAACUCUAGUUGGUUACCAGCUAACUUCUACAUCUUCCUAUACUCCUCUCCUUAUUACCCAAAAUGUUCCCUUCUUAAUUGUCCCUCCUUUCUUAGGUUCUGUUCACUUUUCCCUUGAAUAGCUUGUUAAACCAUCCCUCUUCACCUUGGGUUACUGAGGGAAACUCAUUCUUGAUGCUAUUUAAAAACAGGAGGUAGGUGGAAAGUACCUGUCUAUAAAAUUGAAAUAAAGGAAAAGGAUGCCA